Equus caballus (horse) is the source of this 2020-nucleotide messenger RNA. It is a transcript of the gene CFAP53, whose product is annotated as cilia and flagella associated protein 53. Lineage: Eukaryota; Metazoa; Chordata; Mammalia; Perissodactyla; Equidae. The record is from RefSeq and is a predicted model, not a curated record.
CACUUCGGGUUAAGGAGGCCUUUUUCUGCUAUUCUGAUGAACCCUAGAGGAAGGGAGCAAGGUUGGCCGGAGGCCUGGCCGAGGGCGGGAUGAAGACCACGCAGACUCAGCUCCUCCGCUGUAGGAGGAAGUCGCCAGUGCCGGCGUCUGGUCACCAUGGUGAUGGGACCAACUUCCGCCCCACCCACCUGCCCCUCACCCCGCGAAGCGCACCAUGGCAACCAGAUCUCUGCGUCGCGGAAGCUGGUUUCGCAGGUCGCCGCGGUGGGGAAACCUCGGCGGACACCGCCCCCAUCCUGAGGGGACUCGAAAAUGUACAGCCAGCGAUUUGGCAUCGUACAGCGCGAGGUUAAGGGCCCCACUCCUAAAGUGGUGAUCGUGAGAGCCAAGCCUCCCAAAGGCCAAGGGGCUGAGCAACGUCUGGAAAGACUCCAACGUACCCAUCAGAAACAUCAUGCUUUUUUGGCUUCUAUUAAGUCAAAGGAGCGGGAUCGCUUGAAAGUUGAGUGGGAACAGCACAAUGACCGCAAGUUUGUGGACAGUCUUGUGAAAGCAAGAAUGAAGGAUGCCAUGCAAGGCUUUAUCAUCAACACAGAAGAAAGACGAAACAAGCUCCGUGAACUUUUAGCAUCAGAAGAAAAUGAGUAUUUUACUGAAAUGCAAUUGAAAGAAGAAACAAUGGAGGAGAAAAAAGAUAAAAUGAGGGAUAAAACCAGAUUAUUAAAAGAUAAGAAAGAAAAAGAGAGACAGGAUUUUGUGGCUGAAAAGCUAGACCAGCAAUUCAGGGAACGCUGUGAGGAGCUCCGUGUUGAGUUGUCUUGUAUCCAUGAGAAGAAGGUGUGCGAGGAGCGGAAAGCACAGGUUGCAUUUAAUGAGGAGCUGAAAAGGCAAAAACUGGUGGAAGAACAGAUGUUCUCAAAGCUCUGGGAGGAAGACCGAUUAGCCAAGGAAAAGCGAGAAGCCGAAGAGGCAAGGAGACAGAAAGAGCUGGUGGAGAACACGCGCCUGGGGCUGAAUGCCCAGAUCACCAGCAUCAAGGCGCAAAGGCAGGCAGAGCAACGACUGAAGGAAGAAGAGGCGCGCCUUGUGGAAAAGGACAAAGCACAGGUGAAACUUGAGAAUGAACAGGAUAAGCUAAAGACACAGAAGACAAAAAGGGAAAUUAAGACUGCUUUGCAAAAAGCCCUCCAAGAGAAGAUAGAGAAAAUUCAGCAGGGUUACAGAGAAGAGCAGGACUUGGACAUGAAGCUUGUGCAAAUGGCCCUUCAAGACUUACAGGAAGAGGCUGAUAAAAAGAAGCAAAAAAGAGAAGAGAUGGUAAGAGAACAGAAGAUAUAUCGUCAAUAUCUGGCACAGCGGCGUGAGGAAGACAAAGCUCAGGAGAAAGAAUUGGACAGAAUAUUGGAGGAAGAGGAGAAGAAGAAGUUGGCUGAGAAGGACAAGGAGCUAAGACUUGAAAAGGAGGCAAGGAAACAACUUGUGAAUGAGGUCAUGUGUACAAGAAAGCUUCAAGUUCAAGAAAAGUUGCAACGCAAAGCAAAAGAACAGGAGGAACGUGCUAUGGAACAGGAACGCAUAAAUGAAGGUCUUAAAGAGCUUAACCGUGAAGAGAAGGAGAAUUUUGCAAGACGCUCCAGUUUAGUCCAGGAGUACAGGAGGCAACUUCAGAUGCAGAUGUCCUACCAGCAGCAGGCCCGGGAAGCAGAGAAGGAAGAGGAACGCCGAGAGUUUGAAGCAGGGGUGGCAGCAAACAAGCUUUGCCAGGACAAGAUCCAGGAGGUCCUGUCUGUCCACCACGUGCUGCCCCGAAACAUUCAUCCCAUGCGGAGGGGGUGCCCGAAUAAGCUGCCACCAUAGUUUCAUGAGCAUCAAUAUUGAUUUUCUCAGUCUUUUAAUAUUUUUAACUACAGUAUGCUUGUAUGUUCCUUUUAACUCAUGGAUAACUUUUUUCCUCAGAGUUUGCAUAAUUAUACAUAAUUUUCUUCCUUCAAAUUAAACUUUGUUCCUUUUUUAGAUUUUA